CCGUGACGGGGUCAAGUGAAACAAAGGAGGGGGAGCAGUUACUAAACAGUUGUAAAAUUCACGGCAUUGAAAAUGCGGUGAAAACGAAUGCGUAGUCUAAAAUAGGAUCAAAUCAAGAAUGGCGACUGAAGUAGAAUCUGUUCCUCAGGAACAACCCCAAGUUGUGGUAGAAGAGAGCAAAGGAGACGAGAACCAUGUUGAAGAAAACAAACCGGCAGAAGAGGCUGAAGCGGCGGAGAAGAUCGAGGACGCUGUUCCCGCUGUAGUCGACGGAGAAUCGAAGAAAGAGGAAAAUGGCAGCGUACCACCAAAAGUGAUUCUUCAUCAGCAUCCCCCGUGCAACAAUAUACCGAGUUUUCUGCCAGCUUCUCUUAAACUGGAGACAUUCCUGAGAAUGCACAAGAUUCCCUACGAAAAUAAGUACGUCCACAAACUCGGUUCGGAUAAAGUGAAGUUGCCAUUUAUAGAGUAUGAAGGCGAUAAAGUGCAGGAUGCCAACUUCUGUAUCAAAUAUUUGAAUAACAAGUUCGAUCUCAAUCCCGAUGGUCAUCUUAGCGAGGAACAGCGUGCUGUUGCUCAUGCAUUUUCGACUAUGGCUGAGGAAAACACGUACUGGAGUUUGGCUUACUAUCGCUGGGUCGAUAACUUCGGCGAAACCAAGAAAUACUACAGCAACCUGGCGCCUGUCGUCAAGGACGUACGCCCAAAACUCGAUCAAAGCAAGUGCAUCAAAUGUAUGCAAGCUCAUGGAAUUGGAAAGCAUACGAAGGAUGAAAUAUAUGGAAUUGCCGAAGCCGACUUGCGAGCUUUGUCAGCGUUUUUGGCAGAGAAGGAGUUUUUCAUGGACGGUGAGCCCUCUGUCAUCGACUGCACCAUGUUUGGCCUUUUGGCUAGCAUCAUUGAUGGCGCUCCAGAGUCACCGCAAGCUAAACUAAUCAAAGAAGAGUUGAAGAAUUUGGCUUUAUUCUGUGAUACUAUGAAGUUGAAUUACUGGCUCGACUGGGGAGAAAUUUGCAACGAAGAAAACGCCGAAGAAUUCAAGCCCAAAAGCCGGCUGAGUUUCAAAAAUAAGAAAAAGCGCGCAAAGUCAACCGAUGGGAAAGAAGGCGAGGGUGAAAGUGACAAAGCCGAAGAAAAAGCCGAAGAAAAGAAGGAGGGCGAGGAGGCAGCCUCUGCCGAAGACGCAUCUCCCGAGAAAGAGGAGGCUGCUGCUUCCGGUGAAACGGCAACCGCCGAAGAAGGCGCGAAACCCGAGGAAACACAAAAGGAAGAAGCCGAAGCAGAACCUUCGAAAGAACCCGAAAAAGAAGAUAAACCCGAACAGUAAAAAAAUUAUGAGUAAGUGAGUGAACUAUUUGUCUGCACAGCAAGACUCAAAGAAUUAAUGGAACAAGCCACAAGGUUUUAUCCUGACAGCUUUCUUGAACUUGAGACUUGAAAAGUGUGAGCAUAUAAUGUUGCCUUGUAUUGCCCUAAAUUUUGUUGCAAAUGGCCUCUCACAUCAAGAAGAGAGAAGAUUAGAGGACCACUUGCCCUAGCUAUUGUAACAUUUAUUUUUAUAGCUAGGAAACUUUAACGAAGUUGAUGUAGGUAAUAAUUUGUAUUGUAAGGAUGAAGCAAGAUAGGACUGAGAUAGCAAGGCAGUAGGAUAGCCUUAAGAUAUUAUUUUUGGUUAAAAAAAUCAUUCCUUUAGACUUCGCAUUUUUUUACUUUGCCGAUGACAUGGCAAAUGCUGUUACGAAGAGGCUGUCACACUGUAGUCCACAUGACUGACUCUCUAACAACAUUUCCCAUGUCAUCACGAUACUAAAAAUUUGAACUAACAUCUCGUCCACCUUGAUGGUGCUUAAUUCUAAAUAUCAUUGGUUUGAUUAGUGAUCCUUCUUAAUGUUAGGAAAAAAAACUUGUACUAGCUAUCUACUGAAUAACGCUGUCAGCUUGAAACAUGAUUGUUGUUUUCUACUUGGCAUAGGAGUAUUACGAAUAGCUAGCUGCAUUCUGCAUACACUUAUAAUGCUGUAUUUGCCUGGUUAUAUGUUAUUGUUCAUUCAUCUUCAAAAAUAAAAGGGUUCUGUAAAGAUUUCUCCUAAGCCAAUGAGAAAGCAACACCAUGUUUUCCAAAUGAUUGUAUGUAAAUGUUGAAAUAGGCAUAGAACUCAAGGAGUUUUUCCUGUAAAUCUUACCAUUAAAUUAUAUUGGAUGGAUAAAAAUGAAUAAAGCCAUUAAAAAAGUCAA
Molecule: messenger RNA, 2235 nt
Organism: Actinia tenebrosa (Australian red waratah sea anemone)
Lineage: Eukaryota; Metazoa; Cnidaria; Anthozoa; Actiniaria; Actiniidae
Product: failed axon connections homolog
Cellular component (GO): cytoplasm
Source: RefSeq, a predicted model, not a curated record